UAAGUUUGUCAAACACCAGAUGAGUAAACCCGGCUGAAUAGGAUACUAAGGAAAAUAGAUGUGUGUAAAGCUCUAUAGUAUCACUCCCGUGUUCCUUGUGAUGUAUCUCGUUUUGAGCGUUCGGCCUAUUCAUAAAACUUCCUACUUCUACUUAUGGAAUGCCAAACGCUCCUUCCUCGCAGGAAGAUGGCAGCAAAAUCGGUUUUCGCUUCUGUCAAAACUUGGAGAAAUCACCCACUUCUAAUUGCUCCAUAUUCGCACAUAUACAUUCGACCGUGUCGCCCUGGAAGUGGUUGGACGACAUGGCAAUACAGAACCUCAGACAUAGAUAUCGUUUGGAGAGGCUCUAUGACUCCCGUUCAAUACUUUGUCGUGCCCAGUCGAAUUACUGGUUUGACCGAUUAUGGGAAUUUAUUCCCAAGCGUUCAUGGGUCCCAACGCCUGCAUAUUCAGCUAAGAUGCAAGGCACCAAAGCCCAGGGCUCGUACGAAAUCAAAUCACUCGAUAACCAGGGAGACUCCCAGACCGUCGAGUUCGAACCAUGCCGCGAGACUCUCAGAGUCCAUUUGGAAAAGGUUCCUAACAGUGUACAGCAUCCACAGGACGACGGCAGUCUUAUAGACAAGGGUGCGAAUAAUAACAUACACUUGGCACAAAUCAUCCUUGUGAUAGUAAUGCUAGGGGCUGUUGUUCUUGGCUUGCUGGUGUUUAUUUCGAGAAGGCAGCAGAGACUUGCGAGCUUUUCCCACGAACAGGACGAGCCACACUACAAGGAGUUGGUUGGAAUUUAUGGCCCCCAAGAGUCAUCUAGACCCCAAAUGGUGCGCCUUCAGGGAGUCAUCGCCGAUAGGGGCUGCAGGGAUGGUACCGGCACGGGGGGAAGGAAUCCCCUCCAUUUCAAAGGGUUCUCCGAAAGCGAAGCCAUGGCCACUCUACUCGAGCAGAGCUCCAAUAAAAUCCCCGGUUUGGCAAAGCAUACUUAUCGAGGGUUAUUAUUGAGUCUGGUUCGUCUCAGCCCAGUGAGGUUGAACGAAAAGAAUCCUGUGAAGGUACAAGGAGAGCUUGUCAGAAUCCCUGUACUUCCCCGGGCUCCAAAUGCAACCGUUCGGGAGCCGUUAUCGCGAAUCAAACCGCAUCGCACCCACAGUGCUCAUGGCUAUUUCAGAGAGGGCAGAAUGGAUAGGACCCCGAGGUUUCAGAGCCACACCGAAAUCGAAAAGGGCUGGAAUAACACACCAGAAAGCGGCUGUGAUGUCAUUCGCAGAUAGUACGGCACAAGUCUCAGCUUUUAAAUUAAUUCUCCAUAAUCAUUCGAGCCAGCACAGUUCUGUCCUUUCAGCUAUUUUUCAGCAGACGUCCUAGCAUUGUAGUUAGUUAGUACUUGGUACUUAGUUAUUAGAUGGGUUUUUGGGCAACGACUCAGCAACUCAAUAUUAUGGAGAACCCCCACUAGUAUUUUUGCCCCAAUAUAACACCGUGACACCAUUGGUGAAGUCUAGAACAGUACCCCGUAAUGCCAUAUUCGGUGGCUGAGACGGUUGCUGUUGGACCUGUUAGCGAAGGUU
Penicilliopsis zonata CBS 506.65 is the source of this 1565-nucleotide messenger RNA. RefSeq lists its product as hypothetical. The coding region runs from base 159 to 1268 and encodes 369 amino acids. Lineage: Eukaryota; Fungi; Ascomycota; Eurotiomycetes; Eurotiales; Aspergillaceae. The record is from RefSeq and is a predicted model, not a curated record. The transcript has 2 exons.